GCAUGCAUCUUCCUGUCUUUAUGGGCGUGCUUUUACAUACCCUGCACGGUCCUUAGCGCGGAGGCCGGCCGGCUGAAUGUCUUCGUAAGACGGCGGGCCGAUAAUCAGAAUUCUCAGCGUGCGCGCGAAGGCGGAUCGUCGAUGCAGGAAUUUCUGACCAUCCCUGCAGAUAACGCCUUCGUAGGUGUUGUCACUUGAUGUCGAGACAAUACAAGUCGGCCUCGACGGAUGCAGCACUAUGAGAUUCCGCACAUGAAUGGACGAUGCUUGGAAGGCGCCGUAACAGCAUCACAGGCCGCCUGAAUAGGGAGCGCCUCCAAGUCGCGCCAUGAGCCAUUGACGUUGACCCUUCUCAUGCUAGAAGACAUCCAAAAUAAACUGGGCCGCAUCUUCAUGACUCAUCUUAGCAGAUCGCUUAGUUUGGCUCGCCGA
This is a messenger RNA of Postia placenta MAD-698-R-SB12, 432 nucleotides long. RefSeq lists its product as hypothetical. The record is from RefSeq and is a predicted model, not a curated record. The annotation marks the transcript as partial. The transcript has 4 exons. Lineage: Eukaryota; Fungi; Basidiomycota; Agaricomycetes; Polyporales; Adustoporiaceae.